Austrofundulus limnaeus is the source of this 4564-nucleotide messenger RNA. RefSeq names its product ankyrin repeat domain 40 (gene ankrd40). NCBI's taxonomy places the organism in Eukaryota, Metazoa, Chordata, Actinopteri, Cyprinodontiformes, Rivulidae. Gene Ontology annotation, molecular function: protein binding. The coding region runs from base 431 to 1672 and encodes 413 amino acids. The record is from RefSeq and is a predicted model, not a curated record. The transcript is spliced from 5 exons.
GAAUAGUUAGUUUCAAACGAUUUAUUUUUAAGGAAAUGUCUAAAAAAAUCCAGGCAAAACUUAGAUGGGAACUAACRACAUGUGUGCGUGGUGUUGUCACCUCUAAACAUUUCCCCACCGACCAGGCGGUGGUGUUUUGACAGCGCACGGACGCAGCGCCGCCACUUCUCUUUGAUUAAAUUAGUAAACUAGAUAAUGGCAGUGGAACCGAGGGGCCAGGAAUAAAUGUCGAGGACAGAACUUCAUGUUUAAGCGCCAAAAGACACACUAAAACGAAGUUACUUUAGCUGAAGCAAUUCGCUGCCACAAGCUAGCACCAAGCUAACCAAGAGCAGCCGGGCCAAACAGUUUGGGAAUUCUUCGGCUUUUGUCAACUUCAUUAAUUCGCAAGGUAUUUGUUUGUCACAUGACCUCACACCGCUAGUUGUCUAUGCCAAAAAUGUCCACGACUUUGGAUAAAGAAUUACAGGAGCGGCUGAGAGAAGCUUCUGCUAUCGGAGAUAUCGAGGAAGUGCGGUCGCUGCUGGAGAGCGGGGUAAAUGUCAAUUCGCAAAACGAAAUCAAUGGAUGGACAUGCCUGCACUGGGCUUGCAAGAGGAACCAUAAGCACAUAGUGUCCUACUUACUUAGCUGUGGUGCGGAUAAAGAAAUCCUCACGGCUAAAGACGAGUUGGCGUCACAGUUAACGUCCAAACCAGAGAUCAAGCGACUUUUAGGAGUUGAAGUGGAAGAAGUGCCUGAAGUCAAGGAGCCCGAGUUGCCAAUCAUCCCAAAUUAUCUGUCCAACCCACCCUUUAUGUAUUCCAAGAUGGACAAGUCAGAGAUCAUCCAGAACCACGCACAAAACGGCUCUAGAGAAUACACUGAGGACACCCAGAGUGAUUCCACCUCCCUUUCCUCGACGGAUGAGCUUCAGAAAUCCCAGAGUCUGGUCUCUAAUGGCCCUACUCCUCCUCCAAGCCUGGCUGUCAACCACAGUCAGCCCCCAGCUAGUGAGUUUAUCCACGUUUUUGAGCAAAACGGCGUGGCCUCACCCCACAACCACGCUAUUGCCAACAGCACAGUGCCUAUGGAUCUGUCAGUUGAGCCUCACCUGGUCAACCACUCUGAUUACCCCCAUGUUGUGGCACACAACGGUGCUGUGGGUUCGCCUCCUUCGGCGCCAACGUGUCCUGGCUUGGCWAGCAACGGCGGCGCCCAGGUUCAGCCCCCAGUGGGAAGCACAAACCCGACCAUGAGCAGGCAGCAGUCUAUUCCGCAGCAGCUGAGCUACAGCCAGGGAAAUGGGCCCAUGCCAGCCUUUCAGCCYUUCUUCUUCACCAGCACCUUCCCUGUCAACGUUCAAGAGUUGGUAUUAAAGGUUCGUAUCCAAAACCCAAACGCUCGUGAGAACGACUUUAUUGAAGUGGAGCUGGAUCGUCAAGAACUCACCUACCGGUCCCUGCUGAGAGUCUGUUGCCGCGAGUUGGACAUCAGUGCCGAGCACGUGGAGAAGAUCCGCAAACUGCCAAACACCUUGCUAAGAAAGGACAAGGACGUGGCUCGGCUGCAGGACUUUCAGGAGCUGGAGGUGGUGUUGGAGAAAGCAGAAGGCCUGUCUCUGUUUUCUGGGGCUGGCGGCCUGACAGAUAGGCCCUGCUACAACAUGAGGGCCUCUCGUCUUACUUACUAACUAGAGCGAGCUCAAACCCAGUGGUCUCCCUGGUUCUGAUGGGCUCCUGUAGCUACCCUCGAGCAACUUGGAAUAGCUGCAGCGCCCAGGUUUCCUGUCGCAGCUCUGGUCAGCUUCGGUGUUUUAACCAAUAAUCCAGCUUGGAUUAGCUUUUUUUAUUGUAGCUAAAAUUAUUCUCCUGUCUUCUUCUUCUGGCCCUUCUGCUGCUUUAAUGUACCCAAACCAGCUCCAACUGCAUUGUCCGCUGAUGCAUGGUAUCCUUGAUUAUGUGCAAAGUAUUUGGGCCCCCUUUCUCUUCUCUUCAGCACUUGUUCCCACUGCAGUUUGUGCCAAGGCUCAAGUAGGUCAACAGAGGGGGGACGCUGACUCGUCUUCCUAAUGGGCUGGACUUGAACGGAACCCUGCAAUCGCCUUACAAGGACACGUUUUUAAUCUGGCUGUGAACUUUAAGAGAAAGAGAAGACAAAGUACAGAAGAUGUCAGAAAGGAUUGACGUUACGUUUACUCAUCGUUAACCACAGAGCAGGACCAGCACAGCAGCUUGGAUUUCCAGAAUCACCUACAGAGUGAUUUAAGAUGUUCUCACUUGUCUACACACUUUUCUACAUGCUUGUGGCCCAAACUGUAGUGUCUAUUAUUAGCCUGAUUGCUAAGGCAAGUUAAGAUUUAGGUAUAUUUGAGUUAAAAGUGCUUUUAUUGGUCAAAACAUGCUUUAAUUUAUAUCCCUUCAUUGCUGGAGUAAAACCAAUUCCACUCCUUAAAAUCAUCUUUGGUAUAUGUAGCUCUGUCCAUUUUCUUUUAUUUUUUUUAAACUGCAAAACAAAAGCCUCAUUUAUAUAGUUAAGAGUAGGGUUCCACCUCACAAAGCAGUUUUUUAUGCUGCAAUGCAUCACAUCCGUUUGGCAUCGUGUUAUAAAGAUGAGUGCUGUCAAAUGUGAAGUGCUCAUUCCAUUUUUGAGUUUUGUUGAUUCUAAGAAAAGUUCAAAGUGUAGCACUUACAGUUAACGUUAUUGUUUCGUUAUAUCAACGUUUCAGCCAUUAAGGCCUUUUUUGAAGAAAAAAACUACUAUCAACAUCCACCGUUUAAGUUUGACACCAAGCUUUCCAUUAGAAAUUUUACAGUUCUCAUCAGUUUAUCUUUUGAUUAGAGUCAAGACCAAAAAUUCAAUCCAACCAGCAAAGACACUAACGUCAGAUCAAAGCUUUCAUUUGCUUCGGUAAAUAAUAUAACUUUGUUUUAUUUUUUUUGCUUGAAGAAAGAAGUGGAAAACAUGGCAAACUGGAUGACUUCGGUUUUGUGAAUGAGCAUUUUUGUGUUCUUCCGGCAUUUAUAGUGAUGUUUUGUUUUGCACUUUAUGUUGAGUUAUUUUUAUGUAACAGAUGAAGAACACAGAACAUCACAGUUCUACUAACGGUUUCAGUUUGAUAUAUUCAGUGCCAGUCGAACAAGUGUUUUUUUUAUUAUUAUUUCUAAGUAAUUUUUUUUGCCUUAGUUAUUGUUUUCUAAUUGAUAGAGAAAUGAUAAAAUGUUACAGAUUCUGUACUGACAUAUUAUAAACACUAAAUAAAUAAUUUAUCUGGUUUAAAGGGUAUGUCGUAUUAGGUGGAGCUGCUGCUUUUAUUAGUCCGUGGUUCAGAAGCUUCACAUUUUUCUAACUGCAGGAAGGGACACCACUCAUGUUAUACAAUCAGCUCAAAGGUAUAGCUCAUACACAUCUCUAUGAUUUUUUUUGCAAUUAAAUUGUGUGUAUUUCUUUAACAAGAUGGAUUUAUGUUUGUGUCAACAGUAAUUUGCAAUUGUGCAAAAGAGUUCAAAAGUGGUGGUAAUAGUACAGAAGUGAUGGUAAUAGUACAGAGGGACAAGGAAAGUGUUUGAGCAAAACUCAUUCACAAGAGUGUAUUUGAUACUCACAGCUAAAAAAUAAAAAAUGUUAAGUGAAGCUGUGCCAUGUGUGGAAGGCUGGGGUUUCAGGAAGUGAAAAAUCUUGUGAGGAAAACAAGGCUUAUGAUGAAAUGAAAUUUAUCUUUUCUUCUGUGUCCUGGUUGAAUGGAAGCUACUUGUUUGCAUUUUUUUAUAAAAUGUGGUUCUGUUGAAAAUAUAUUUGUUUGUGGGUUGCGUAUUGUUCUAGAAAACAACAUAAUACAGUUGAAAUGAACCUAUGCAUCCAGAGUCUGAUAUUUUUCUAUACAGUAGCUGCUGUAAACAUGUAGAAAUAAUAUUAGGCACUGUUAGAAAUUGUCUUACUAUUGUUCAGGAAACCUCUAAAUUAUUCUUUGAUAAAGCAUGUUCAAUGAUUGGAUUUUUCCCUCUUUUAUUUUAUUUUAUUUUUUACCAACCAUGUGUCUUAUUGUAGUUAUUUUCCUGGUUUUAUCACUUUGAGGUGUUACAUCUGUCAGCCACUAGAGGGAGCACUGGAUCAAACAUCAGCACUGAUCGAGUAGUUUUGCAAAUAGAACAACAAAUAASUAUAUACAUUUAUUUGUAAAUGUAUUUGCAGUUAUAACAAGCAUUUACCUUCACUCCAAAGCAGUAGUUUAAGAACUGUCCUAUUUUUUAACUCGGAGUCCCCUUCCUCACAGGUUUUCAGUGGCCUUUUAUCAUUUUAAUGCGAACACCUACAAAUGAACACACAAUUCUUAAGAAAAUUUAUGAGUGAUAAAAGUAUACUUUUAAGCUUUUCAGAAGCAUUAAAUACAAAAAAAMGUUGUGUUCAUUGGGAAUUUUUGUUUCUUGUUCUUGGUUAUUUAUGUAAGCUUUUUGCUUGUGAAAAAUUCCAUUAUUGAAAAUCCCCAUUAAUAUUAGAAAGCAUGGUCAGUUUAUUGGAAGAUAAAUAUUUCCUGUGAAUUUGGAUUGCGCUUUACAAACAUACCCUAAUAAAAGACAGAAUAAUG